AUGGGUAGCUUUAGUUGCUCUAAUGGCGUCUUGGAUUCAUCUGAGUUGGACUGCAACCCAUUAGAUGCAGAGGAAUUUAGAAAGCAAGCUCAUGUAGUUGUGGACUUCAUAGCCGAUUAUUACAGAGAAGUGGAGAAAUACCCAGUGAGAAGCCAAAUGGAGCCCAAUUAUCUCCGGAAUAAGUUGCCGGAAACUGCCCCCGAAAGGCCGGAAAGCCUCGAAACUAUCCUCGAAGAUGUCAAGAAAUACAUCAUCCCUGGUCUAACUCACUGGCAGAGCCUCAACUUCUUUGCGUACUUUCCCGCGACUGGAAGCACCGCGGGGUUCUUGGGCGAGAUGCUUUGUACGGCCUUCAAUGUAGUUGGCUUCAGCUGGAUCGCCUCACCUGCUGUGACGGAGUUGGAAUCUGUGGUCACCGAUUGGUUGGGGAAACUGCUGUCGUUGCCGGAAUCCUUCUUGUUUUCCGGCACCGGAGGUGGCGUCAUACAUGGGAGUGCUAGCGAGGCCAUGCUCUGUGCGCUCGUUACCGCAAGAAACAUGGCUCUUGAAGAGCUCAAACCCCCAAAUAUGAAGAAGUUGGUUGUCCACUCUUCUGACCAGACCCAUGCAGCUUUUGGGAAGGCUGCCAUGAUUGCCGGCAUCUCCCCGAAAAACCUCCGGGUUAUCCCAACUUCGGUAGCCUCAGACUUUGCCCUCUCCCCUGUACCUUUUGAAGCCGCUCUAGUGGCAGAUAUGGCGGCUGGGCUCACACCUUUUUUCUUGUGCGCCACCGUUGGGACCACCUCAUCUGGUGCGGUGGACCCCUUGGAGGGACUUGGGCUCGUCCCAAACAAGUACAAUGCGUGCGUUCAUGUGGAUGCAGCAUAAGCCGGCAAUGCAUGCAUAUGCCCGGAGUUCCGGCACUACCUCAACGGUGUAGAGCUUGCUGAUUCUUUCAGCAUUGGCCCACACAAGUGGCUCUUGACCUACAUGGAUUGCUGCUGUACAUGGGUGCGGGACACUCGUGCGCUGGUGCGAGCACCGGGUACAAGCACAGAGUACUUGAAGAACAGGGCCACAGACACCAAGAAUGUAGUAGACUACAAGGAUUGGCAGAUAGCCCUGACCCGGCGGUUCAGGUCAAUCCGGCUGUGGCUGGUGCUGCAGAGCCAUGGUGCUGUGAGGUUACAGAGCCACAUACGGAGUGACGUGGGAUUGGCAAGGCGAUUUGAGAUGCUGGUGCGAGGAGACAGGAGGUUCGAGGUGGCCGCGAAGAGGAGGUUCUCAUUAGUGUGCUUUCGGUUGGUGAGGGGCGGACCGGAGCUCAACGCAGCGUUACUCGAGGCUGUGAACGCAUCCGGCCGCGCCUACAUAACCCACACUGUGAUUGGGGGGAUCUAUGUCCUACGAUUUGUGGUUGGAGUUGCACUCACCCAAGAGCGGCAUGUGGAUGAAGCAUGGAAGGUCAUACAAGAGCAGGCUGAACUCCUUAUGUGA
Amborella trichopoda is the source of this 1476-nucleotide messenger RNA. RefSeq names its product tyrosine decarboxylase 3. Gene Ontology annotation, molecular function: pyridoxal phosphate binding; carboxy-lyase activity. Gene Ontology annotation, cellular component: cytoplasm. The record is from RefSeq and is a predicted model, not a curated record. Lineage: Eukaryota; Viridiplantae; Streptophyta; Magnoliopsida; Amborellales; Amborellaceae. Gene Ontology annotation, biological process: amino acid metabolic process; carboxylic acid metabolic process.